Molecule: messenger RNA, 1422 nt
Organism: Gastrolobium bilobum
Lineage: Eukaryota; Viridiplantae; Streptophyta; Magnoliopsida; Fabales; Fabaceae
Exons: 1
Coding region: 1-1422 (473 amino acids)
Molecular function (GO): nucleic acid binding; zinc ion binding
Source: RefSeq, a predicted model, not a curated record
AUGGGUAAAGGGGGGAGACCCCCAAAUUCUGUGGGGGAUCUUCUAAUCAAUAGAGAUUCUAAGAAGGCAAAGGGGGAGAUGAUGGCGGACUUGGAGAUGCACGAGGAACCUCCGAUUGUGGGCACAAUGGAGGUUGAGGGAGAUGGAUCUGGCCCGAUUGGGGGCGAUGAGGCUAUGACUGGUAUCAGUGUAGAGGAGGAGGUCAAGAGGGAUCCUCGGAAGCUGAUUUCUUAUAAAGAUCAACUCCUCAGUGUUAAUGGUGUAUGGGAUGGAAUCCCUGAAGAUGACGCAGACGACUGGUUCGCCCAGAGCAAGCAAGAUGAGAUCGAAGAGGAAGAAGCUCUGAAGGCUUAUGAACAGAUUGGUGAGGAUGACCCCUUAAAUCCGUUCUAUCAAUUUGAUAUUCUAGAAAAGGUCGAUCAGUGUAAGAGAUGGAGGAAGACAUUGAUUGUCAAGCUGAUGGGCAAGCGGCUGGGUGCGAGAUUCUUAUGGAAUCGUCUUCAUAAGCUCUGGAACCUUGAAGGGGAGUAUAGGGUUCUGGAUUUGGAGAAUGACCAUUACAUGGUCGAAUUUGAGAAACCCCAAGACUAUCUGUUCGUCCAACAACAGGGACCGUGGAUUGUGGCUGAUCACUAUCUCAUAGUGCAGAGAUGGAGGCCUAAUUUUGACCCUUAUGAUGACAGAAUGCGGAAACUUGCGGUUUGGAUCAAAAUCCCAGGAGUUCCAAGGGAGUUCUAUACGCAUAAGGACCUUUGGAGGAUGGGGAAUAUGGUGGGCAGGACACUGAGGAUUGAUGAAAGCUCUCUCAGGAUCAGUGGCCAAGGUCAACUUGAAGAGAUUACUGACAGGGGAAAGUUUGUUCGAAUCUGUGUAGAAAUUGAUUUAAACAAGAGUUUACUAUCCAAAUUCAGGAUAGGCCAGAGACAGCUUUACAUCGGCUACGAAGGUCUCCACCUAAUUUGCUUCCUAUGUGGUCAAUAUGGACACAGGAAGGAUCAGUGCUCCAUGAAUCCGGUUAAUGGGAAAAAAGCUGAGGAGAAUCCUGAAGAGGUAACUCAGGGUAACCAUUCGGCUCAUGUUCACAAUGAGGCUAUGCCCACGGCUGGAAUUGAGAAGAGUCAAGAGGUGGAUGGGUUUGGAAGCUGGAUGACGGUUCAGAGAAGAAAUUUUAAAAGGCCAUCUCUGAACCUGAAACCCAAGGAAGUUCCAGUAAGCAAGGAUAAGCUAGUUGUUGCGGGUUCUGAUGUGCAGUCCAAGGGGUGUGCCACUGGGUCCAGGUUUGGCCCAUUAGAGGGUGAGACUGAACAGGAAACAACACCAGUAGCAUCCAAUCAAGUGGCUGGAGCUAAUUUCACUAAGCCUGCUGGAGGUUCUAACCAACACAGCAAAGUUCAGGGGGGGAAAAGAAGAAGAAUAGUUUAG